AACUGAACAGAAGCUACGUAAACUGCAGAGAGGACAGCACCUACAGUGCAUACAAAAAAACACCACGCUCAUGCGCAGAAAUCUCCGUAUCAAUAGCCACGGAAAAACAGUUUCCAGAAAAUCUUGCAAAGCAGCCACUCCAUAAUAUUUCAUGAUCAAAUUUUGGGCGUAGUAAACCCUCUCGCUUCGUCUCUUCCUCUCUACUACUAGUACUACAGGUGAUCGAAUUCCGUCCAAAAACAACGACCACAUAACUGGUUUGCAGGGUCACCGCGAGCUACAGAGUCUUCGGAAAUAUGGCACUUUUACCUUUCUUUGCAGGUUGGAUCGGUUAUUUGCUUAUUUGCCUGCUUGGAUUGAUUUUGAUCGCGUUUCUAAUUUUUUGUCUUUACAUAAAAUAUAUUCAUCUGAAAUAUGAUCACAUACCGGGACCACCAAGGGAUAGUUUUAUAUUUGGUCAUUCCCCAACCAUGCUGAGGGAGAUGAGCAAUGGUCGAGUUGUCCACGACAAAUUUCUGGAAUGGGCUGAGACUUAUGGACCGGUGUACCGAAUCAACGGUUUGCAUGUUGUGAUGUUGUUUGUGACCUGUCCUGAUACCACCAAGGAAGUCCUGAUGUCACCUAAGUACCCCAAAGCCCCAAUGGUCUACAAGCGUCUCUUCAACCUGUUUGGACAGAGGUUUUUGGGAAGUGGCCUGGUCACAGCACAGAAUCAUGAUGAGUGGUACAAACAGCGAAGAAUAAUGGACCCUGCCUUCAGCAGUCUGUACCUGCGGGGUCAGAUGGGUGCGUUCAACGAGAGGGCAGAGAAGCUGAUGGAUAAACUGGCGGACAUGGCUGACACCUACACAGCUGCCAACAUGCAACACAUGUUCAACUGUGUGACACUGGAUGUCAUCACUAAGGUGGCGUUUGGAGUGGAGCUGGAUCUGCUGAAGGAGAUUGACUCUCCGUUCCCCAACGCUAUAGAGAUGUGUCUGAAGGGAAUGGUCCACUAUCUCAGAGACUUCACCUUCCAGCUCUACCCAAAGAACAAGAAGUUCAUCAACGAGGUGAAGAAGUCUUGUCAGCUGCUGCGUUCGACAGGCAGACAGUGGAUCAACGAGAGGAAAAUGGCCGUCCAAAACGGAGAGGACGUUCCAAAAGACAUCCUCACACAGAUCCUCAAGACGGCUGGCAAAGAGGAAAACAUAGCAAACGAUGAUGAGGAGCUUAUGCUGGACAACUUUGUGACAUUCUUCAUUGCGGGGCAAGAGACAACAGCCAAUCAACUAGCUUUUACCGUCAUGGAACUGGGAAGGCUGCCAGAGAUACUGACAAAGGUGAAGCAGGAAGUGGAUGACGUCAUCGGGAUGAAACAGGAAAUCAGCUUUGACGACCUGGGGAAAAUGACCUACCUGUCUCAGGUUUUGAAGGAGACUCUAAGGUUGUACCCUACAGCACCAGGCACUUCUCGUUUCAUCCCUAAUGACAUCGUCAUCAACGGCAUCCCCAUCCCAGCAGGAGUCUCAUUUGUCUUCAAUUCGUAUGUCUGUGGAAGGUUGGAUAAGUUCUUUGAGGACCCGCUGAAGUUUGACCCAGAGAGGUUCCAUCCAGACGCUGCCAAACCCUAUUACUGCUACUACCCCUUCGCCCUGGGACCACGCUCAUGUCUGGGACAGAGCUUCGCACAGAUGGAGGCCAAGGUAGUGAUGGCCAAGCUGCUCCAGAGGUUUGACUUCAGCCUGCUGCCUGGCCAGUCCUUUGACAUCCUGGACACUGGGACUUUGAGACCAAAGAGUGGAGUGGUGUGUAACAUCAGACACAGAGGACAGACACCUGCAGCCUGACCUGACUGGGACCUGAACAUGACUAGCACUUCUCUAUAACAUACUUGUCUUAUUUCUUAUACUUCUUAGUGGAGCAAAUUACCUUUUUCAUUCAAUGAAGCACCUUAUUCAAAUAUCUAGCUAUUUUUUAUGAAAAUGGAUUUUGAACAAUUAUGUUUAUUCUUUGUAUCAAUGGUGAAACAAUAUCUUAAAUAUGACGGUUCUAUGUGUUGAAGAGUUACUAGGACAGACUUGACAUCGGAGUGUUUGUAUUUGUACCGAUUCCUUGUUGUUAAUUUACCCUUAUCAUGUUGUUACUAUGCAGUAUACCAUUUAUCACAUAAUAUAAAGGUUACUAUGCAGUAUACCAUUUAUCACAUAAUAUAAAGGUUACUAUGCAGUAUACCAUUUAUCACAUAAUAUAAAGGUUACUAUGCAGUAUACCAUUUAUCACAUAAUAUAAAGGUUACUAUGCAGUAUACCAUUUAUCACAUAAUAUAAAGGUUACUAUGCAGUAUACCAUUUAUCACAUAAUAUAAAGGUUACUAUGCAGUAUACCAUUUAUCACAUAAUAUAAAGGUUACUAUGCAGUAUACCAUUUAUCACAUAAUAUAAAGGUUACUAUGCAGUAUACCAUUUAUCACAUAAUAUAAAGGUUACUAUGCAGUAUACCAUUUAUCACAUAAUAUAAAGGUUACUAUGCAGUAUACCAUUUAUCACAUAAUAUAAAGGUUACUAUGCAGUAUACCAUUUAUCACAUAAUAUAAAGGUUACUAUGCAGUAUACCAUUGAUCACAUAAUACAAACGGUUACUAUGCAGUAUACCAUUUAUCACAUAAUAUAAAGGUUACUAUGCAGUAUACCAUUGAUCACAUAAUACAAACGGUUACUAUGCAGUAUACCAUUUAUCACAUAAUAUAAAGGUUACUAUGCAGUAUACCAUUUAUCACAUAAUAUAAAGGUUACUAUGCAGUAUACCAUUUAUCACAUAAUAUAAAGGUUACUAUGCAGUAUACCAUUUAUCACAUAAUAUAAAGGUUACUAUGCAGUAUACCAUUUAUCACAUAAUAUAAAGGUUGCUAUGCAGUAUACCAUUUAUCACAUAAUACAAACGGUUACUAUGCAGUAUACCAUUUAUCACAUAAUAUAAAAGGUUACUAUGCAGUAUACCAUUUAUCACAUAAUAUAAAGUUUACUAUGCAGUAUACCAUUUAUCACGUAAUAUAAAGGUUACUAUGCAGUAUACCAUUUAUCACAUAAUAUAAAGGUUACUAUGCAGUAUACCAUUUAUCACAUAAUAUAAAGGUUACUAUGCAGUAUACCAUUUAUCACGUAAUAUAAAGGUUACUAUGCAGUAUACCAUUUAUCACAUAAUAUAAAGGUUACUAUGCAGUAUACCAUUUAUCACAUAAUAUAAAGAGAUUUAUAAAGUAUAUAUUAACUUCAUUGAUGAACUUCCUAACCAACAUUACCACAGUGCCUCUGUGUGAGUGAAUUGACUAUAUUUUAAUAAAAUAAUUGACCAAACAU
This is a messenger RNA of Oncorhynchus nerka (sockeye salmon), 3338 nucleotides long. Its product is annotated as cholesterol 24-hydroxylase-like. Lineage: Eukaryota; Metazoa; Chordata; Actinopteri; Salmoniformes; Salmonidae. Gene Ontology annotation, molecular function: iron ion binding; heme binding; cholesterol 24-hydroxylase activity. The coding region runs from base 297 to 1829 and encodes 510 amino acids. Gene Ontology annotation, biological process: cholesterol catabolic process. The record is from RefSeq and is a predicted model, not a curated record. The transcript is spliced from 15 exons.